GUCAUCAUCACCUUGUCGCCUCUUUGCAUGUUACACAAGCUGUCAGAACGAGAGAUGAUCAACUGCACUUUCCAGCAUCUACCUUAAGGACGAGCAAUAUACGUGAUCCUUCUCCACUAUACCCUUCCACUACCUGAGACUUGAGGUGCCAUGGGGUCGCGCCACCUUUUCUUAUUGGUUUAUGUUCUGGGGAGCUGCUGGGGGAUAUCAAGUCUGCAAGGACAUUCCAAUGAAGCCUGCAUGACUCAAGACUCCUGCAAUUGGGUGCCUGACUCAACCUCACACUUUCUCCAAUGUGUGGGUCUGCCUUCGACAGACACGGGAAGAGACCACAUGCGGAGGCUGAAGGGAAUAAUUGAGGCAUCGAUGGAUGUUUAUUCCUUCAUGACAUCCAGCAUGGCAAGAGUACCUCUUAUGAGCCUGGAGGGGGAGCUGAAACUUUACCCGGGAGUAGAUGCUUUCCAAAAUGAAACCCUGGUCCAGAUGUGGCUGGAGAUCAAGAUCAAACCACUUCUGAGAUCAAUCAGCAAACAGUUCCUAACCUGCCUCAGCAUCAAGAACUUCAGCUGUUCCACCUACCACACUGUGGUAAAGGAGCUCAGCUACCAUUUCUCUGAGAUGGAUCCAGUGAGACAAAAAUGGAUCUACACCUUCUUCAUGUACCCCUUCCUGUCUAGUGGAAGAGUAGCUGGUUGUAUGAGUCCGGGACAAAGCAGUGAGGAGUGGCUGCAGAAGAACUUUGGUGCGUUCAAAGUCAUGGCCCGUAUGAAGGACAUUUCAACACUCAACAUUACCUUCCAUGCUUUGGAGGUUCUUCACCUGCUCACCCAGGAGCAGAAGGCCGAGCUGCUUCUGAGGCCUGAAGUUGCAGGUUUAAACAAUGACACCUUGAACCUGGUCUUUCACAGUUUGACAGGAGGCAAAGACCCUCAACCCACCAUCAGACCUGCUGAGAUCCAAAACUUGAGCAGCACUGGUUACUCACUCGGCUACACUCCCAUACUGACAUAUUACCCGUACCCACCACCAACGCCAGAGGACACCCUCAAAGAGACUGCAGCUGAGCUCAUGGGGGCUUUCAGACCCAUCGGGAGUUUGAUUCAUGGAUUUGUGUCCUUCACCCGUCAGAGGAAUUUGUCAGAAAUAAGAAGUACGACUCUGACCCAAUUCCUGCUCAACUGGACCCUAGCAGAGAUGGCAAACAUGUACAGGGAGCAAGACCCACCUGUAGCUCCAGAGAGGCCAAAGUUUGAUGUGACAGAUGUAGAGGACUGGUACCAGCAGGUUGUCGUGCCGCUGUUAUUGAGGUUCUUGCCAAAGGAGGAGGUCCUGAUGCAUGAAAACAUCAAGCUGGCCUUCAACAGAUUAUUCUUUUUAGACUCCUUCGGGGACAAAUCACACAUCUGAACUCCAGGAUGUCUGCAGCAUCACCCUGGAUGAGCGA
This is a messenger RNA of Thalassophryne amazonica, 1444 nucleotides long. RefSeq names its product mesothelin b (gene mslnb). Bases 151 to 1407 code for a protein of 418 amino acids. The record is from RefSeq and is a predicted model, not a curated record. The transcript is spliced from 12 exons. Lineage: Eukaryota; Metazoa; Chordata; Actinopteri; Batrachoidiformes; Batrachoididae.